AAAUGAAACCAACAGAGCAGAGACUGCAGUGAAUCUGGCUAAGAUGAAGAUGAAGGAGCCUCUGUGUGUCUCCCUGCUGGCCUUCAUCAUGUUGGUUGUGACCGACCCGACAGGAGCUGAAGGGAGACCAGAACCAUGGAGGAACCCAGGCGUCUCUGGAACCAAUCUGCAGCAGAAGAUGUUCACUUUGUCCAGGUACGGUGGGGGGCUCACCCUGUUUGCACCGUACCUGGACCCUCUGGGGUCUACGUCCAACCCGGCCACGUCCUACCACACAGACAGCUCCCGGACCGACCCCACCAGGUACGACGCCUCGACCACAGCUACGCCCACCAGAGGGUACCCCACCACGACAACAGGGUUCUGGCCGAGGACCACCGGGUACUACCCCUGGACCACAGCUCCGCCCACCAGAGGGUACCCCUACACUACAACGACGUUGAGGCCAACCACCACCACCAGGUACUACCCCUGGACCACAGCUCCGCCCAAAGGAGGCGUGUCUGUGUGUCUGCGCCUCAUCACCUCCGACACGAACCCGUCCAUCUUCACUCUGAGCCCGUCCAGCACGCCGCUCAGCCUGCAGGUCACAGACGGAGGCUGGUACCUCCUGAGGUUCGGCAGCAACCAACUUAGGCUGCGGCCCAGCGUCCCCAUCUGGCCAAACAUCGGGCGGGGCAUGUGGACCAGCGUCUGCCUCACUGUGGACUUCACAAAGAACGUAGUCCAGAUGUUCAGCAACAUGAACAUGAGCACCAGGAAGCUGCUGAUGUACGGGUAUCAGUGGUCCGGUGAGCCCGUCAUCACUUUCUCAGGUUUUGACGGACAGCUGACAGACGUCCAGGUGUGGGAUUAUCCGCUCCGCUACAAAGAAGUUCUCUACUACAUGAGCCACGGCUACUACGGGUCGGUCCAGGGCUCCCUGCUGACCUGGUCCAACAUCAGGUAUUCCCUCCAAGGAAGAAGCCUGCUGGAGAACUCCUAUGAGUGGCAGAUGAAGCUGCCAAUCAGCAAAAAGAGGCGGAAUUGGGCCCUGAAGAGGAAGGUCUGGCAGGAUUUCAGACAGCCGGUAAUCUAAUCCCAGAAACAAUCACGGCUGGGAUUAAGAAACAAGCAAACUGCCGUUCUUCACGGGAUUAUUUGAUUAUAAUCCGAAAAAUGAGGUUUAAAUGUCUUCAAGUUCUGAAGUGUUAACGAAAAAAUGAGAAGAAAAAUCUCUUUUUAAAUAAAGAUUAAUCCUAAUCCAAA
Messenger RNA from Oryzias latipes (Japanese medaka), 1248 nucleotides. Lineage: Eukaryota; Metazoa; Chordata; Actinopteri; Beloniformes; Adrianichthyidae. The record is from RefSeq and is a predicted model, not a curated record.